Messenger RNA from Bactrocera dorsalis (oriental fruit fly), 1163 nucleotides. RefSeq lists its product as uncharacterized. NCBI's taxonomy places the organism in Eukaryota, Metazoa, Arthropoda, Insecta, Diptera, Tephritidae. Gene Ontology annotation, cellular component: extracellular region. The transcript has a single exon. Bases 126 to 815 code for a protein of 229 amino acids. Gene Ontology annotation, molecular function: chitin binding. The record is from RefSeq and is a predicted model, not a curated record.
GCGCCCUUGGGCACACGACAAGAUCUUCAGUUCGCUGAUAUAAAAGCGUCACACUGAACGAAAAAAUAUAGUCAAACCGUAAACGAAUCAGUGAACGUGUUGUUGGUGUGAGUUAAAACAAAAAAAUGUUAUUAUCCUUCAUAUAUAACUUUACCGUUAUAACAUUAAUCGCGCUACAAUUAUUGGGACCGACACAAGCCAGAAUUAUAAGCGAUUGUGACAGCGUCGCAUUGGAAACAACGGAAUAUAUACCAAAUUCAAAUACAGCAUGUAAUUCCCGUUAUCCAUAUAUUUACUGUGAUGGUGAAUCGUCGGCCUACUGUACACAGGAUGAAUGUUUGGAAGAUUACCAGUGUGAGAACGCAGAUUUAAGUGAAUUAUCAGAAGAAGAAGAACAGGUGUCAGCUACAACCGAUGCCCCCACAGUAAUAAUAGCGGAGAGUACGGCCACAACACCUAAAACAACAACCAUGGUAACAACUAUCACCACGCAGAGGGCAACUAGUACCGAAACAAUAACGCAGGUGACACCAAUAACAACGAAAAUAACAGCAACAACUAUUAAUAACUCAACCACAAUAAAACCUCUACUUACGAGUACAACAACAAUAGACGUACAAAAUAUCAAAAGUCUUUGCCGUGCGGGUGUCUUCGCGAAUUAUGCUUAUUCGAGAAAUUGUCGUUACUACUAUCGUUGCACCAACGGUUAUUUCUUAUUACAGGAGUGUGGCUAUUUAAUGCUCUUCGAUGCUUACGAUGGUUACUGUAAGAGUGCCAGAGAGGCGCGCUGUGUUAGCCGGCUGAUUAGUGUGUAAUUUUGAUUUUAAGGGCAAGUCUGACUAGAGACCUCGAAAAAGUAUUAACUGUUACGGUUUAUGCUGCCAGUAAGGAAAUAAGAAUCGAUUUUCUCGCUUUCAAGAUUUAUUAAACAUGUCUUUAAGUGUAUAAAAGAGGGUAAUGGUUUACGAAAUAGUUUUGUAUAGUAAUAAAUUAUUUAUUGGAAUUUAAACUUAAAAACAUUGCUUUCAAUUUAUUGGGUCUAUAACGCUCUUCGCACGUAAUCAUAUUGAAGUCAAAGUAUUCUCCGUUUGAAGCAAUAACAAUGUCGAUUCCAUCUCAAAAGAACUGCUCCGCUUGGCGGCCAAGAAUGAAGCCAAUUUUUG